AUGGCUGACGACAAAGAACCCACCAAGGAGCAAGAGGCUGCUGCCGCUGCCAAAGAGAAAGAGGAACAAGCGGCUCUGCCAUACAAAUGGACCCAAACAAUCGGCGACCUGGAUGUCUCGGUCGAGAUACCUGGCAACCUGAAGGCGAGAGAUUUGAAUGUUGAGGUCAAGAAGAAGAAGUUGCUGCUCGCGAUCAAGGGCCAAGAUCCCAUCAUCAGUGGCGACCUUCCUCACGAAAUCUACGUCGACGAAUCAACAUGGACACUAGUCUCCUCUCUCUCUGGCACCAAGCUCCUCGAACUCCACCUUGACAAAGUCAAUAAGAUGCAGUGGUGGGAACACGUCAUAACCACCGCGCCCAAAAUAGAUGUCACCAAGAUACAGCCGGAGAAUAGCAAGUUGGGUGACCUGGAUGGCGAGACGAGGGGAAUGGUCGAGAAGAUGAUGUAUGAUCAACGGCAGAAGGAGGCGGGCUUGCCGACAAGUGACGAGGAGAAGAAGCAGGACAUGUUGAAGCAGUUCAUGAAAUCCCAUCCAGAAAUGGAUUUCUCGAAGGCGAAGAUAAAUUGA
Molecule: messenger RNA, 570 nt
Organism: Cadophora gregata
Lineage: Eukaryota; Fungi; Ascomycota; Leotiomycetes; Helotiales; Ploettnerulaceae
Exons: 3
Coding region: 1-570 (189 amino acids)
Biological process (GO): protein folding
Cellular component (GO): cytoplasm
Source: RefSeq, a predicted model, not a curated record